This is a messenger RNA of Paramisgurnus dabryanus, 2529 nucleotides long. RefSeq names its product G protein-coupled receptor kinase 5 like (gene grk5l). Gene Ontology annotation, molecular function: ATP binding; G protein-coupled receptor kinase activity. Gene Ontology annotation, cellular component: cytoplasm. NCBI's taxonomy places the organism in Eukaryota, Metazoa, Chordata, Actinopteri, Cypriniformes, Cobitidae. Gene Ontology annotation, biological process: signal transduction; protein phosphorylation; regulation of signal transduction. The record is from RefSeq and is a predicted model, not a curated record.
GCUUGUUGAAUAGGAAUGACAAGGAAACAUGACAACCGCUAAAGAUGAAUCUGAUACACCGUUAUAAUCGCUCGUAGGCUCGCUCUUUCGCGUUAUUAUGCCAUCCGAGCACCACUCCAUUGUGGCCCUAGCUGUAAAUCUGAACGGAGCCACGGGGAAAGCCGCUUGGGACCGGGCCAAAAAAUACAACUGAAAGAAGAAACCCAGCCCUGCUUCGGUUACGCGCCGAGAGAGGGAGCACGCCGAUAGUGACAGUCAGUAGUCAGGGCCACUUCACAACUCAUCUGUGUGCCUGUGUUCGCCACUUUAAACCGUUUUGGUGUGCACCCUCAAAGGAUGUAGACCUCGGCCUGCCAUCUCUUCGUCUAGGCAUGUUCAUUUCAUUGGGACUUCUCACAACGCUUUUUCUUAUCAGGGCAAUGCCUUCCCAACGCGUUUCGCGGCGCAAAUUACAAAAAACACAUUCGUGUCUCAGCGAUUCUACCUAUUGCUCAUGUAUACACGCGCUGGUAGUUUAAAAUGCAUAGGUCUUGAUUAAAACCCAUUUUGUACGGACGGAAAAUAGCAAUUUUAGCUGGGAGGAGCAAGGAGCUCCAUCUACUCUUCGGCUUCCACGGCAAUAUCAUAGUGAUUUUUAAUGGAGCUGGAGAAUAUCGUUGCAAACACGGUACUACUAAAGGCAAGAGAAGGUGGAGGAGGAAAACGCAAAGGAAGGAGUAAAAAAUGGAGGGAGAUUCUACGAUUUCCUCAUAUCAGUCAGUGUGAAGAUUUGAGCAAAAUCAUAGAGCGGGAUUACGUUAGCCUGUGUGAUAAGCAGCCCAUUGGUAGACUUCUGUUUCGCCUCUACUGUGAGACCAGACCAGAACUGCAGCGAUGCAUCCAGCUUCUGGACGCCAUGGAGGACUACGAGGUGGCACCAGACGAGAAGAGGAAGAGCCGAGGAGAUGAGAUCAUCAAGAAGUUUCUCACCAAGCAGUCCCCCGAGUGUGUGGAUGUAGCCGAAGGUCUUGCUGAGAGCUGCAGAGAAAAUCUAGAACUGAGCCCCUGCAAGGAGAUCUUCAGUGACUGUCGCAAAGCUCUUCAUGACUACUUGAGUAGUGCUCCUUUCUCUGACUAUCAGAACAGUAUGUACUUCGACCGUUUCCUUCAAUGGAAGAUGCUCGAAAGACAGCCCAUCACAAAAGACACAUUUCGGCAGUAUAGAGUUCUGGGGAAAGGAGGCUUUGGGGAGGUGUGUGCGUGCCAGGUGAGAGCCACAGGUAAAAUGUAUGCCUGUAAAAAGCUGGAGAAGAAAAGGAUAAAGAAGAGGAAGGGGGAGGCCAUGGCCCUCAAUGAGAAACAGAUUCUCGAGAAGGUCAACAGUAGGUUUGUGGUAAGUUUAGCGUACGCAUACGAGACCAAAGACGCCCUGUGUCUGGUGCUGACCAUUAUGAACGGCGGCGAUCUGAAGUUUCACAUCUAUAACAUGGGAACCCCGGGUUUCGAGAAGGAGCGUGUGCAGUUUUACGGUGCUGAAAUCUGCUGCGGUCUGGAACACCUGCACAGAGAGUCUAUCGUAUACAGGGAUUUAAAACCAGAGAAUAUACUUUUAGAUGACAAUGGUCACAUCCGGAUCUCAGACUUGGGCCUGGCCAUUAAAGUGCCUGAUGGAGAACAGAUCCGCGGCCGAGUGGGGACAGUUGGAUAUAUGGCCCCAGAGGUGAUCAAUAAUGAGCGGUAUGGCAUGAGUCCUGACUGGUGGGGGUUAGGUUGUCUCAUCUACGAAAUGACUGCCGGCCGAUCGCCUUUCCGCGCUCGCAAAGAACGAGUGAAGAGGGAAGAAGUGGAGAAAAGGGUGCAAGAGGAGGAAGAGGAGUACAGCGACAAGUUUUCAGAAGACACCAAAGCCAUCUGCAGGAUGCUGUUAGCCAAAGAUCCCAAGCAGAGGCUCGGCUGCCAGGCGGAGGGAGGUGCAGGAGUCAAAGUCCACCCCUUCUUCAAGAACAUCAACUUUAAGAGACUAGAGGCCGGCAUUCUGGAACCUUCCUUUGUGCCUGAUCCCAGGGCAGUCUACUGUAAAGACGUUCUGGACAUUGAGCAGUUUUCCACCGUUAAAGGUGUCAAUCUGGACCAAACGGACAAUGAUUUCUACUCCAAGUUUGCCACUGGCAGCGUCUCCAUCCCAUGGCAAAAUGAGAUGAUCGAGACUGAGUGCUUUAGUGACCUUAACGUAUUCGGGCCCCAGGGCACGCGGCCCCCUGACCUGGACUGGAACCAGCCUCCCGAGCCUCCUCGGCGUAGCCUGCUGGACAGGAUCUUUAGGAGACAUGUGAGGAUCUCCUCCACCUCCACAGAGGAACACCCAAGCGAACACAAUAGUUAACUACAGACCAGCAUCCAGAGGUGACCAUCGCUCACAGCCGGGUCUCGUCUUCCAGUGUCAACUCUGUUGACUCCAUGUCAAACUCUGCCCCCUAGUGGACAGACGGCUGCGGGACUACAGGGAACAGAAAUGAGUGAGCGAUAAAGAGGACGUAAGAAAAUGAACUU